This is a messenger RNA of Microplitis demolitor, 2955 nucleotides long. RefSeq names its product pelle-like serine/threonine-protein kinase pik-1 (gene pll). Gene Ontology annotation, biological process: signal transduction; protein phosphorylation. Gene Ontology annotation, molecular function: ATP binding; protein binding; protein kinase activity. The transcript is spliced from 4 exons. Lineage: Eukaryota; Metazoa; Arthropoda; Insecta; Hymenoptera; Braconidae. The coding region runs from base 374 to 1882 and encodes 502 amino acids. The record is from RefSeq and is a predicted model, not a curated record.
GUAAAGAAUCGAUUGAUCUAAUGAUUCGAGUAUUUAUAAUCGAUCGUGAAUCGAACAUCCUCACAAUAAUAUUGUCAUGGACCCUGAUUAUGACAGGAGUAACUAACCAAGUGUAAAGAAUAGUAUUGUGAUUGAAAGUAAAUUUAAAAAUAUCGAAACAAAGUCAUUACAACAAUUAAAUUUAUAGAACAAUACGGUUAUAAGAAAUUUUGAACACUACUUACGUUCACGUUAAUUUAAAAUUUCUCUGUAAGUAGAAAUGAGACAAGAAAGUUGCAUUACAAUACAAAAAUAUUAAAUAAGGUUUAAAAAGUAUUUUUGUUAUACAAAUUAAAUUUGUAAAUAUUUUGAGUGAUUAUAAUAAUUUUACAAAAUGUCAACAAUUCCCAAGUGGGAAAAAUAUAAAUAUAUUUAUGAUUUGCCCUAUAACGAACGUGUGGAGUUUUGUCAUAUUUUAAAUCAAAACGAUAAAUGGGAAGAACUUGCAGGUAGAUGGAUGCAGUAUGACAUGCUAAUAAUUCAAAAUCUUAGAAGAGAAAAAAAUCCUACCGAUGAAUUGUUAAAUUUAUGGAGUAUUCACAAUCAUACAAUUUUAGAGCUAUUUGUUUUACUCCAAAAAAUGCAGCAUUAUCGUGCAAUGGGUUUGUUAAAGUCUUUUGUUGAAGAUAAAUAUCAUUUUUUGUUAGAUAAAGGAGAAGGAAAUUUACGAUUAACCAUCAAUCGUGAAAAUAAUUAUCCGCCAGUAAAUGAAUUAAAAAUUGAUACUAAAAAUUUUGAUAAAAUAACUUAUCGUACUCCAAUUGCACCUAAAGUUACUAUAAAAGAAUAUAAUAACAAAAUAAUUAAUCAAGCUGGGCCUAUUAAUUUAUUAGAAACAGCUCCAAGCAAUUCAAAUAAUCUUUUGGCCGCAUCACCAUUAGUAGCUUCCCGAGUUUCACCAAUUCUUAAUCGCACUGGAAUUUCACAAAAAUUGAAUGCAUUGACACUUAAAACGGAAACGACAUUGCCCCAAAUAUCAUUUGAAGAACUUACUCGCGCAACUGAUGGUUGGAAUCAGUGUAAGAUUCUUGGGAAAGGUGGCUUUGGAACAGUUUAUCGAGGAAUGUGGAAGAAUACAGAUGUUGCUGUAAAAAAAAUAGAACGUCGAGGCCCGGAAUCCGAUGAUAGUUAUAUAAUUCAACUCCAACAAUCACUUAGAGAAAUAACGAUAUUGAACUCUCGGCCACACGAAAAUAUACUGUCACUCUAUGCGUUUAGUAUUGGUGGUCAAGCACCAUGUCUUGUCUAUCAAUUUAUGAUAAAUGGUUCACUCGAAGAUUGGAUAUUAUUAAGACACAGAUCACAACCUUUAACGUGGCUACAACGACAUGAAAUAAUUAAAGGUGUGGCUAGAGGUUUGCAAUAUUUACAUACAAUCGGGGAGAGGCCGCUUAUUCAUGGUGACAUAAAAAGUGCAAAUAUUUUGUUAGACAAAAAUUUCGAACCACGAAUUGGUGACUUUGGCUUAGCACGAGAAGGACCAUUAAAAGAUUUUAUGAAGGUAAGUAAAGUACAUGGAACAAGACCAUAUUUACCUGAAGAAUUUCUGAAAGGAAAAAUCUUGUCAACUAAAGUCGACACCUACAGUUAUGGUAUUGUUUGCUUUGAAUUAGCAACAGGUUUAUCUGCUUAUGAUGAUUCAAGAAUUGAAAAUAAAUUUCUUAAGGAUUUUAUUGAUAGUUGGGACGAUAAAGAUAUUUUAUUUUUAAAAGAUAAAAAACCUGGUGAUGAAAAUGAUAAAGUCUUUAGUAAUUUAAUUCUACUUGGUAAAUGGUGCUCUAAUAGAUUAGCUAAAGAUAGACCUGAAAUGGAGCUUGUUUUUAAAAAAUUGAAUAGUAUAUAGUUACAAUUAUUAGUUAUACUACAGUCGAGUCUCGUUAUGAACCCGCAUAAAGGGGUGUAGGGGAAUAUAAUUCUAAGAAUUUGUGUACCCCCACUCUGUCAGCGCAGGCGACAGUCGUGAGUUGAACUUCCCCUACUUUUUAAGCGUGUGAGUGUGUACGUGAUUGUUUCCAGUAUCUCGUUAUGAGUCCGUUUGACUUGAGUGUUAUGUUUCUUAUAUGUAAAUAGGACUAAUAUGAUAAAUAAACUCUUAAAUUCUUUUCAUGAAUAUACGGUCUCAUAUCGAGACUCUGAAGUUAAUUUUUUUUUCACGUUGUGGAGGGGGAAGGUCUUCCGUGGAAAUCCUGGUUCACGGACUCAUAACGAGACUCGACUGUAUAUUGUUUAUGAAAAAAUAUGUAGUUAAUGUAGAAAAUAAGUCAGAAAAGAAUCUAACUAAAAAAAAAAAUUUAUAAUGAGUGCGAUUUAGUGUGUAGAGACCAAGAAAAUUUAAAAUUACUUGAGAAAUCUCCAGUCAGAUUAAAAAAAAAUGCAACAGAGGCAAUUGAAGUCUGCAAAAUUGUUUGACUUUGACAUGUUGAGAGUAAUGAACUACCUCAAACGCUUCGCGUUAUGAAGCGUGCAAAAAAAAUUAUUUCAACGAUAAGCUCUUCAUCCAAAGGUUAAAUGGUCGCUUUUUGCAUUUUGGUGUUUUUUAUAAAUUUAACAUAAAGGCAUUUUUUAAUAUGAUUAAAAAAAAAAACAAAUCGAAGGUUUUUACUCUCACAAUUAAUUAAAAAUAUUAAUAUAAAAAUAAAUAAUUAUUUCUAUGACAUAAUUUACAUACUUAUAUGCAGGACAUAUAUUCUAGCCAUUUAAUAUAGAAAUAUGUUUUGUCAGAAGUACUCCCACUAAUCGGCUAUGUUUAGAUGGAAGAAUUUAAUAAAUAAUUACUAUUAUAUAUAAGCAUAUUUGUCUAUACAUAAAAUGAAAAAAUAGGAGAAAAAAAAUGAUUAGUAAAUACAGUCAACAUUCUUUUUAAUAUAUUUAUAAACAAUUUCUGUGAUAUGAAAAUAAAAUAAAAAUAAAAAUUUU